AUGUCUCCUGGCUGGCAGCAUAUUGGACUGUGCACCUUUUGUAACUUCAGUAAUCUGGAGUCAGUGGCGGAUCCAGGAAUUUUCCGAAGUUAG
Nezara viridula (southern green stink bug) is the source of this 93-nucleotide messenger RNA. Lineage: Eukaryota; Metazoa; Arthropoda; Insecta; Hemiptera; Pentatomidae. The record is from the annotation of a GenBank genome assembly.